CGGCAAUUGCAUGUUCGUAACAGACCGAACUAUACGUACUGUUGAUAAGUGUGGCGCAAGUUCUUUUCCCCAGUUUGGUGACAGCCUUAUCUUCUGGACAACUUCCACAAGGCUCCGCUGUUGUAAAGCAGUCUGGUGUACAUCCAAGGAGAGAAGUGGUGUUUGUGUUACGUUCAGUGGUCAGCGUGUAGAGAGGCUGUUGGCGCACCCGAGCUAAGCUAAGUAACGAGAAACCGCCCUCUGACAUACCUAUUGGGAGAUGGCUGAGGAAAACGGGAUGGUGAAUCCGGAGCAACAAGAUGCUGAACAGGGCCAGACACAAAGCAAAGGGAGAAUGCAGGAGGCGAUGGAGUUGGGGGGGACGGCGAUGGGGGUUCUCGCGGUGGGGUUCGCGCUGGUGUUCUUGGGCCUCACCGUCAUCUACAUCAGCUUGGGCAUUCUCUACCUCUUCAGUUGCAGAGUGCAGCCCAUGAUCCCCAUAUGGCUCAUCGUGUAUGGCACAGUUUGCCUCAUUCUGAUUGUUGCGGGGAUAUCCGACAAGAAAAACAAAACGGAGUUGGCGUACCUUAAAACAGGCUUGAAAGUGAUUCUUCUGCUGUUUGCCUUCUGUUGGUUCAUUGCAGGAAACGUGUGGGUGUUCGGGACAUUGGCCAAAAACCCGGACUUCGAGAACUUGAGGCACGAGAACAGCUGUCACAAGGGACUGUUCUAUUUCGCUCUCAUCUGCGGCGUCAUCUUCCCUUAUGCCAGUAUCGCUCUCGCAGUUAUCAUCAUGGUCUCUGUCUGGGUUUGUAAACGCAUCGACACGAACAGCUGAGCGGGAACUGAUCGUAAAAGAAGGAAGAAUGUUUGGUGAUAGUAUGUCAUAUUUUAUAACAUGUGACUUAUUCUAUAUGCUAUAUAACAUAUUUGACUUAUAUGUAAUUGUCAUAGCUAUUCAGUUUGAUUAGGAUGUAGCAUAUUUUAUGCAUAUGCAGUCGUCAUAGGUAUCCAUUUUGAUCAAUCUGUAUUUUGUUGUUGCUCCGCAUAGUGCAAUAUGUAUGGAUAUGUCUGUGCGGAAGUGAUUACUGAUUUGCAACCUCAGGGUCUGUGUUUCCAAGAUCUAGUUAAGCAGGUAUUAACACACUCUUCUCGCUUGUUGGCCAGUAAAGCCAGAUUCGCAAAGUGUAAUACAAUACAAUACAAUAUGAUACAAUAUCAUUCGAAGUCAGUCCAGAUAUAAAUUAGUAGAUUUACAAUAUAUUACCCUUUGACUGCUUAGAAAAAAAAAAACUUUAUAAUUGAUUUUGCCUGUAAUAAUUCACAGAUGUAUAUAUUAUAUAUACACACCGUGAUUACAGUUUCAUAACCUCUGAAUAAUCUUGCAUAUCGGUUAUGCUUUGUAUAUUUCCUAUUAGAUAUACUAUUGUAUUCAUAGUUUGUUUUGAGGCACUUGUAAUGGUGUUAUGCAUACAUUAUGCAUACAUACAUGUAAAAUGGUGUUUACAGUUUUAGACAUCCAUUGAUGCCAUUUUGUGUCUGUAUAAUUCUGAAGAUUAAUAUUUUGUAUAUUUAUCUUUAUAAUAGCUUUUAUAUAUCCAUUUGUAGAAAUUUUAAAUUUCCUUACUAAGAGGGAAUGCUCUUUCUCAAUACCGAAUUUGUGACGUGAGUUACGUCAUAGGGUAAAGAUAUUUCGAGGCAUUAUUGAGAGAAUGCAUUAUAGUCAUCGUGUGUGUGUGUGUGUGUGUGUACACGCUCGUGUGUGCGCGUGUGUUUGUGUACGCGCUUCUGUGUUCAGACUUAAUUUUAAUUUUUACUCGAUUCAAAUAUUCUUAUCCAAAGACAAUUUUACAGUUAGUUAUCAGAAAUGGAAGACUUUUCUCGAAAACUGUUACUUGUGUUUCGAAUGACAGAACUGAGUUUAGAAUGACCCAUACAUUUUAUUUAGGUAAAGUGUGAAUAAAAUCACUGUAGUGAGAAUCAGCAGUGAAGCUAAUUGGAUUAAGAACUGUAUUAAAUAUGUUUUUACAUUUUACAUUUAUAAUUUUACAAGAUGAAUGGGAAUCAAGUGAAAUGCAUUUUCUUACUUUACAAUAAAGUAUGAUGAAACAUGA
Penaeus chinensis is the source of this 2093-nucleotide messenger RNA. Its product is annotated as transmembrane protein 272-like. The transcript is spliced from 6 exons. NCBI's taxonomy places the organism in Eukaryota, Metazoa, Arthropoda, Malacostraca, Decapoda, Penaeidae. The record is from RefSeq and is a predicted model, not a curated record. The coding region runs from base 260 to 817 and encodes 185 amino acids.